This is a messenger RNA of Melanotaenia boesemani (Boeseman's rainbowfish), 3620 nucleotides long. It is a transcript of the gene kansl1l, whose product is annotated as KAT8 regulatory NSL complex subunit 1-like. The record is from RefSeq and is a predicted model, not a curated record. Gene Ontology annotation, cellular component: NSL complex. Gene Ontology annotation, molecular function: histone acetyltransferase binding. The transcript is spliced from 16 exons. Lineage: Eukaryota; Metazoa; Chordata; Actinopteri; Atheriniformes; Melanotaeniidae. The coding region runs from base 284 to 3139 and encodes 951 amino acids.
UCGGUUCGGUCGGCGGUUGGUUAGAGGAGGAAAAGAGGAGAAGGAGGAGGGUGCGAAAAAAUUCCCGUCGAAGGGGAGCGGAUUUGUUUUUAUUUAUAAUUGAUUUCCCUUGAGGAAAAAAUAACUCUCGCCGUUGUGAAAAGCCUGUUUUGUAACAAGAGAAAUCUCAGACAUCGAACUGUUGUGAUUAGCAUCUAGUGGAAAACGCGAUGUUCAGUCAACGGUUUACCUCCUGGUCAGAUCUCCUCAGGCACAGCCUGUGAACUCUGCUGCCAAGAGGGGAAUGGCCCCAGCCCUGACCAAAAUCCUGAAAAAUGGCCAUGGGAUCCACUUGUCUUCGCCUCCUGCCUCUGCCACAAUAGACUCGAAUGGGAGAGCCAUGUGUGCUACAGAGCUGGAUCCUCAUAUGAGAUCCACAGAUGAUGGUGACCUCCAGAAUAUAUGGCUAAACCUUUGCUCUUUUCGUGCUCUGGACCCUUGCUUCCCUUCAUGCGCCCCGGAUGCCUCUGUGAACCCCGGGCUUUCAUCGUGCGUGGAGACGUCUGCCAGCCAGUGUGAGAUGGUACCCCUGUCCAGUCCAGGCUCUCUUGUCAGGUUUCUCUCUUUUAAUAAAUGCCACAGAGAUUCCCAGCAGGUGUCCACUGUCUUCCCAGGUGUGUCCGACAUGUUUUUAAUCCCUGUUCCGGAACACAAUAGCCAAGGGGCUUGUCUGAUGCAUGGACAAAGUGCGGUUCCUGAAUAUGGACCAGAUGGUGCUGAUGUGCAUCACUCCUAUUUUAAUCUUGCAGGUCCCCCUUAUUCCCAUGGAGACAUUAGGUUUUGGAGUGACACUCAGUUGCUUGCAACCCAACCUACAAUUAAGUAUGAGGAAGUAACUAGAAUGGCCUGCCCCCCUCUUCCUUCUUGCCAUCCAUCUUCAGUGCAGCCUGGCAUUGGCAUGGUAAACCGUGAUCAUCAGGGAUCAAAUACUGUGUUAGAAGAGGCUGUGAAGGAGCAGCUGUCCAGGCAGGCAGGGCUAGAAGGCCGUGCUUGGAGGCUACAAAGGAGACUGAAGGCCCUGCUGGGAGAGCAUGCUUUGUUACACUGCAGCCAGCAGUUGGAGGGACUGAAGAAUCACUGUCAACUUGGAGAUGUUUCACAUGACCACCUGGAGUCUAUCCAUUAUGGUUUAGCAUCUCCACAAGCAUGCACUAAUCCUCAGUUUUCUUGGCAAGAGUUGUCCAGAGCCUCGCCUUUCUUUACAGAGGUCAGAGAGUUCAGCUACUCCAGCCAAAAGUUGCUGAAAGGCCUGCAGGAGGACCUGGACUCAGAGGCCACAGGCAGCAGCAGCUCAGAUGAGGAGUCAGAGGAGGACAAGAUUUAUGGCAAGAUUUCACCUGUCAGCAGCAACUGUGAGAAACAGUGGCUGGAAGAGAGAGCAGAGCUGAGCAGCAGAUGGAGCUGGUUGCAGCUGCGCCUGGCCGAGCUGGAAGGGAGGAUCCAAGAGCUGGUCAAGCUCCACAGGCACUUAUGCUCCACUAAGGGUGGGGUAGUGCUUGCAGAGUCCCAACCACUGACUGACAGGCAGAUUCAGCACACUCUGAUGAGGGAAAUGGCUGGGUUGUCCUGCACAGCUGCAGAUACAGACACUGAACCCUGGAGCCCCACACACCUUCUGCACAACAUACAGAGACAGAGUGCCCAGCUUAACCAGAUUGUGAACAGUCUGAUGCCUCCCCUCAGCUUUUCACCACUCUCUAAGCAAACCCAGACCUCAAAGGGAAGGAGAGCCCUCACAAGUUGUCAGAGUGGAGAUGAUGUAUUUGUGUCUGGGAGCUCUAAGAGAAAGAAACUGUGGACCAGGAGACUCUUCAAAGCUGAUGUCUCAUGUGUGUGUGCUCGCGCCCGACCCCUUAUCACCUACCACAAACGCAAAUUAUUCACUUUCAACAACGACAACCCUGCAUGUGCACUGAAAUCAAGGAAGUCAAUGUCUGCAUUCUCCUCUUCUCUCUCAUCAACUUCCUGUUCAUGUGGCUCUUCUUGUGAUCCUGUAGCGUUGUGCUCUGAUCCAGACUGCAGCUCCAGUUCUAUCCUGUUGUCCAGUGCUUCUAGCUCCAGGCCUCACUCUGUCACACCCCUCUCAUCUGGUAGGGGAAAUAACUCCUCUACAUGUCACAGCUUGCAGAGGGUCGUGGCCAGAGAGGAAUGGUCCCAAAGACCCCUUACCAGUUCUCAACUGUCCAGUCCAGCAAACUACAAGAGAAACAGCUCCACGCCACAGCACAACAGCUACAAAUUCAAGCCUCAUGCAAGGCAUCAUAAAAACAGAGUCAUGGGUCUGUCACCUAUCAGGUCAUCAUACUCUACCAGGGGUCGUUGCAGCAGAUCCAGUCAGAGGAAAAGAAGGAGAAGACGUAUCCACAGACUGACAGAAGAUAAUGAGAAUGUCCUCUACCAGCUUUUUGACUCCAGAGAAAGCUCGGAUGAUAUGCUGGAGGAGAGCUACACACCAGUCACACACAAUCAGUCCUCACAGGGCUUUGUCCGCAAGCGCCAAGGAGAUGGAGUGUACAAUAUCAAUGACAUUGUCAUCCCCAUGUUUCACUCUAAAGUGGAAAAGCUGCUAUACAAAGGCAUCUUAACACCCAGUUGGCGGUUAGUUGAUGUCCAGUCUUCAGUUGAGACAAAGGCAGAGGAGGAGGAAGAGUCGCAGAUAGAAGCUCUUGGAGAUGAAGUCUUUGCUCAGAGGCACAUGACUUUGGAGCACAAAGAGAAGUUGCGCUGGUCAAUCUGGGAAAAAAGGAAGCGUUAUAGACGUCCUACAAGAUCUGGCAGCAGGCUGUCAGGCAGUGUAGGCGGGAUGUGCACAUCAGGGGAGGAGAGUUCUGUGGAAUGGAGUUGGGCUCAGCUGGACGCUGAUGAACAGCCCCAGUCAGAGGAGCGGCCGCCUCAGGCACCUUGGGAGCCCAGAGUGUUUCCUUUGGAUGAGAGUGAGGAAGCUUCCCUGCUUUCUGCAGAAGAAGGAAGAGUUUCAUCAGGAUGGACAGAGUCCAGCUCAGCCUCCCACUCAUCAAAGAGCCCCAACAGCCGCAUCUCCCCAACUCAAUCGGCUUGUGCUGCACUGCCCUCUCAUGGACAGAGUGAGAGUGGCAGCUGAGGCAGCAGUGGCAGCCUUUUACAUAUCUCCUCACAUCAGAGACCAUGAGCAAACAGUGUGCCCAGGAAACCUUCAUUGGGAUAUUAACUGCACCCCAUGAAUAUACUGAUUUGAUGUAAUUAGCUAAAUACUUUGGUGGAAAAGGUGAUUUUUUUGUAUAGUGACACGUGCCACAGUAGUUUUAACUGACCUCUGUGUCUUCUGCUGCAACUUCAGGUUUAAAUGUGAAACAGGUACCAUACAUAAUCCUGACCUUCCAUAUACUUUUGUGUGAGUUUGUAUACUGUUUGUAGUUGUCAUGGAUUAUUUAUUUACACAGUUGUCUUAAAAAUGAACACAUAGACCUAUAUUAGACCUAUAUUAAUAUAACUUCUAUUUGUUUACACAUGUCUUUGAUUUCACGUGUUGUCAUUUGUCUAUGUAUUUUUGAUGAAAAAAAAGUAAAUAUUCUUAUUAGUAAACAUAGUGGAUGUCAUGUCGA